CAGGGGGUGAGGUCAAGGGUCAGAAGGCGGAGGCGUGCCCAAGAUGGCGGCCUCCAUGUGCGACGUGUUCUCCUUCUGCGUGGGCGUGGCGGGCGGCACCCGGGGCUCCGUGGAAGUCCGUUUUGUGAGCAGCGCCAAGGGAAAGGGACUGUUUGCCACACAGUUGAUCCGGAAAGGAGAGACCAUUUUCGUUGAAAGGCCCCUGGUGGCGUCGCAGUUUCUCUGGAAUGCACUUUAUCGGUACCGGGCCUGUGACCACUGUCUCCGGGCCCUUGAGAAGGCAGAGGAGAAUGCCCAGAGGCUGACUGGGAAACCAGACCAGGUUCUACCCCACCCAGAGCUAUGCAGUGUGCGCAAGGACCUCCACCAGAACUGCCCCCACUGCCAGGUGAUGUACUGCAGUGCAGAAUGUCGGCUGGCAGCUGCGGAGCAAUACCACCAGAUCCUGUGCCCAGGCCCAUCCCAGGAUGACCCCCGGCACCCCCUCAAUAAGCUGCAGGAGGCGUGGAGGAGUGUUCACUACCCUCCUGAGACUGCAAGUAUAAUGCUGAUGGCUCGGAUGGUGGCCACAGUGAAACAGGCCAAGGACAAGGACCAUUGGGUCAGGCUUUUCUCCCAGUUCUGCAGCAAAACAGCCAACGAGGAGGAGGAAAUUGUCCACAAACUGCUGGGAGACAAAUUCAAGGGCCAGCUGGAACUUCUGCGCAGGCUCUUCACGGAGGCCCUCUAUGAGGAGACCCUCAGCCAGUGGUUCACGCCUGAUGGAUUCCGGUCUCUCUUUGCCCUUGUUGGAACCAAUGGUCAAGGGAUUGGAACCAGCUCCCUCAGCCAGUGGGUGCAUGCCUGUGAUGCGCUGGAGCUGAAGCCGCGGGACCGGGAGCAGCUGGACACCUUCAUUGACCAGUUGUACAAGGACAUCGAGGCAGCCACCGGCGAAUUCCUUAACUGUGAAGGCUCUGGCCUCUUCGUGCUUCAAAGCUGCUGCAACCACAGCUGUGUCCCCAAUGCAGAGACCUCCUUCCCAGAAAACAACUUCCUUUUACAUGUUACCGCCCUGGAGGACAUUAAGCCAGGCGAGGAAAUCUGUAUCAGCUACUUAGACUGCUGUCAGCGCGAGCGAAGCCGCCACAGCCGUCACAAGAUCCUCAGGGAGAACUACUUGUUCAUCUGUUCCUGUCCCAGAUGCCUGGCAGAGGCUGACGACCCCAAUGUGACCUCAGAAGAGGAAGAGGAAGAUGAGGAGGGAGAGCCGGAAGAUGCAGAGCUAGGAGACGAGAUGACUGAUGUGUGAUGUUACCCUGCCUGGAAGGGGCCCUGUCCAGACCCUGCUGGAAAAGGGGGCCCGUCCUCCACAACUGUGGUUGGAAGGAGCAUCCCCUCCCCCUUGCACCCGUUGCCUGCUCUCUCCUUUCUAGCAUCCUGCUGGAGGGUAGGAUUGAGGCUGCCCGAGCCCCACCCCCCACCAGACCUCAUGCCCUGAGCACUGCUGCUGAGCUGCAUUGGCUCUGUGCCAUCACCAAGCCUUCCAGAACUGGCCUUCCCCUGCCAUGCUCCACUGUAGCUCUGAGACUGAAAUCAGGCUCCAGGCCUCAUAGUGUUCUUCCUCUUGGGCCCCUUGGCCCAUACUCACCUGUCCACCAGAGGCUUGCCUCCUACUGACUGGCUGUUAAUUUGAGUGAGGCAACAAAGUGGCCAAUCUGAGAACAGGCUGUUAUCCUUGACAAAAAGAGGUAAU
This is a messenger RNA of Acomys russatus (golden spiny mouse), 1735 nucleotides long. It is a transcript of the gene Smyd5, whose product is annotated as SMYD family member 5. Lineage: Eukaryota; Metazoa; Chordata; Mammalia; Rodentia; Muridae. Gene Ontology annotation, molecular function: protein binding; histone H4K20 methyltransferase activity. The record is from RefSeq and is a predicted model, not a curated record.